Messenger RNA from Caenorhabditis briggsae, 1074 nucleotides. The transcript is spliced from 5 exons. The record is from RefSeq and is a predicted model, not a curated record. Gene Ontology annotation, molecular function: ATP binding; protein serine/threonine kinase activity. Gene Ontology annotation, cellular component: nucleus; cytoplasm. Lineage: Eukaryota; Metazoa; Nematoda; Chromadorea; Rhabditida; Rhabditidae. The coding region runs from base 1 to 1074 and encodes 357 amino acids. Gene Ontology annotation, biological process: signal transduction; peptidyl-serine phosphorylation.
AUGGAGCAUCAAGCAGGUGCACAAGCUGUGCUACCACCUGGUACAGUAUGCGAUACAUUCGUACUCCAGAACAUGUUGAGCGUCGGCGGAUUCGGUCAGAUUUUCGAAGCUACCGUCAAAGGGAAUCCUAGAGAAAGAAGUGUGGUGAAAGUGGAAGCACAAUCGGCAAUGUUUCAACUUCUAUUCAACGAGUGUGCGUGCCUCAAGAGUCUAAAUGCUGCUUAUAAUCCCAACAACUAUCUGGAGUCAACACCGUUUCUUCGAUUUCAUGGAUACGGUACCAUUGAUGGUUUCCGAUGGCUGGCAAUGGAAAAAUGUGGAGACAAUUUGAGUGAUCUGAGAAAAGCGACACCUUUGAAUCGAUUCAGUGUUCCAACAUCACUGUUCAUCUUGUCGAAAUUCAUUGAAGCUCUUCAAAUGAUGCACAGUAUUGGAUGGCUUCAUCGUGACGUAAAACCAGCGAAUGUGUGCAUCGGAUUGCACUCACCACGUCAUCUGUAUUUGUUGGAUUUUGGAAUGAGCAGAAUUUAUGUGGAGAAGGACGGGACUUUGAAGCCAAGACGAGUCACUGCUCCAUUCCGAGGAACACUUCGCUACGUUUCUGUUAAUAUUCAUCGUAGACAGGAUGCAAGCAGGUGGGAUGACAUUUGGAGUGCAUUCUACAUCGCCACGGAAAACAUGGUUGGGUAUUUGCCAUGGCGUCGGAUGGGAGAUACAAAGAAAGUGGAAGAGACCAAGGUAGUAUCUGAUCUGGCUCGCCUCAAGUACGGAUCAGAAGCAGCUAGACCAAAUAGUAUGCAUGUCAUCGAAAACUAUUUGAAUAUGUCUCAACUCGAUCCAUCCUAUUUCUACCAAGUUCCUCCUUAUGAGCAUAUGCGUCGAGAAAUUGACACUGAUCUUCGUCUUCGUGGCUACUCAAUGUCAUCUGUACUUCUUGAUUGGAUGACUGUCCAGUAUGCACCAACUCAUCAGUAUCACAUGAAUUCGUAUUUCCCUCAAAAUCGUAUGAGAACCCCACAAAAAGUUCACAAACGGAUGGAAAGAGAAUACGAAAGAUCUGUGUGCUUUUACUAA